Molecule: messenger RNA, 1658 nt
Organism: Dichomitus squalens LYAD-421 SS1
Lineage: Eukaryota; Fungi; Basidiomycota; Agaricomycetes; Polyporales; Polyporaceae
Product: 6-phosphogluconate dehydrogenase C-terminal domain-like protein
Exons: 6
Coding region: 1-1512 (503 amino acids)
Biological process (GO): pentose-phosphate shunt, oxidative branch; pentose-phosphate shunt
Cellular component (GO): cytosol
Molecular function (GO): NADP binding; phosphogluconate dehydrogenase (decarboxylating) activity
Source: RefSeq, a predicted model, not a curated record
AUGUCACAGCCGUUCGAUAAGCUAGGGAUCGUAGGUGCCGGAUCCAUGGGCUCCUGUAUGACCAUGCUGUUUGCGGAGAACGACCUGCAAGUGUCCGUGUACGAUGUCAGCGGCCAGAACAUCGACAACCUCUACAAUGCGUUGCAAGAGGGUCUUGACAAAGAACUGCACCACCGUGUCGCCCGGUUCAAGGAUCUCGACCAAUUCAUGGAGAGCCUCGGCGGCCAGAACGCGGACAAACUUCUCGUAUUCAGUAUCCCUCACGGCUCAGCCGCGGACAAGGUGAUUGCUGACGUCCACGAGCACCUCUCACAUGGCGACAUCAUCCUGGACGGCGGGAACGAGUGGUAUGAAAACGCCGAACGCAGGCAGAAGCAGCUCGCGCCAGAGGGUAUUGCGUACCUCUGUAUGGGUGUCUCGGGCGGGUAUCAGUCUGCUCGCAGAGGUCCUUCUAUCUCCCCCAGCGGCGACAAAGCCGCGCUGGACCGCGUCAUGCCUCUGCUGGAGAAAAUCGCGGCGAAAGAUCCCAAGACGGGCCAACCCUGCGUCGCAAACCUCGGUCCGGCAGGAUGUGGACACUACGUGAAGAUGGUGCACAAUGGGAUCGAGCAGGGCAUUCUAGGCAUCGUCAGCGAGACUUGGGAGCUCCUGUACAAAUGCUUGCACACCGACCUCGGCACGAUAUCGCAGAUCUUCAAGAAGUGGGAGGACGGAGGGGAGUUGAGACGCAAUUUCCUGGUGGGAAUUGGUGCGGACAUUUGCCGGCGAUACAAGGAAGAUCGACCUGGACAUGUUGUCAAUGAGGUCCAAGACAAGGUCGUCCAAGACGCAGAUGACAGCGAAGGUACCGGUGUCUGGUCUGUGAUGGAAGCGGCCAAACGACAUGUCUCCGCGCCCACCAUUGCGGCGGCACACUUCUUCAGGAUUGCUUCAGCCGACCGGGCUGAAAGAAUGCAGGUGGUGGAAGCCCUCGGCCAAUCGAUAGGUGCGGCUCGGAAGCAACAUGUCGAGGACAAGUUCAAGACGGAGUUCUUCGAGGAUCUGCGAUUGGCAGUCUACUGCGCAUGUCUGGCAUCGUUCACGCAAGGUCUGAACUUGAUCGCCCGUGCGAGUGCGGACGAAGGCUGGAACGUCAGCUUGGCUAGUUGCAUCCGGAUCUGGCGCGAGGGGUGCAUCAUCCGGUCAGAGUAUAUUGCUGACCUGCUGCAGCCGCUGUUGGAGAAGGAACCGGGAACGAAGAACAUAUUGACUCUGCAACCGGUCGCGGACGAGAUUACGAGGACGAUCCCGCACCUGCGGAAGGUGGUGCAGUACGGUCUGGAAUGGAACGCACAUGUGCCAACCUUGAGUGCAAGCUAUGAAUUCUUCAAGUACUGUGGAGGAAAACAUCUGCCAAGCCAGUUCAUGGAGGCAGAGCUGGAUUACUUCGGCGCGCAUUCAUACGAUCUGAAGUCAGACGGAGACGGAGAGGUGAAGAAAGGAGAACACCACUUUGAGUGGAAGCCGGCGUAGAUGGCGACAAGGGAACGGCGGUGUGAACUAAAGUCUUGGCAACGAAACGCAUCGAGUAUAGACUAGGAUUAUACUAUUGCGAAUGGCUGCGCAAGAAAUCGCGAGGAAUGGGAGCUAGAUACGGAAUUGGUCGUAGAACAAUGAAC